Pseudogymnoascus destructans is the source of this 1226-nucleotide messenger RNA. RefSeq names its product Cysteine synthase 1 (gene CYS17). Bases 93 to 1226 code for a protein of 377 amino acids. The transcript has 2 exons. Gene Ontology annotation, molecular function: cysteine synthase activity. The record is from RefSeq and is a predicted model, not a curated record. Lineage: Eukaryota; Fungi; Ascomycota; Leotiomycetes; Thelebolales; Thelebolaceae. Gene Ontology annotation, cellular component: cytoplasm.
GAACGGCCUCGGGGAUUGCCGUGUGAUCCUCGUCCUGUUGACAGUUUUCCGACUUCGGCAAUACUGGCAAAUAGUCAAGACCGUGAGAAAUCAUGUAUAGGCUAGGAGUAAGACGGUUCACUACGUCUGUUCGCCAUGCGGCUCAGACAGCUGCACAGAUGGAAGCCAAGAACCAGUAUGGGAUCCAGGUUUCCAAGGCCCAAGGCACUGUUAAAGGUCUCGUUGGAGCAAUUGGAAACACGCCAUUGAUCAGACUCAACAAGCUGUCUGAGCAGACCGGUUGCGAAAUUUUAGGAAAGGCCGAGUUUAUGAACCCUGGUGGCUCAGUCAAGGACCGAGCUGCACUCUUCGUAGUCCAGGAUGCCGAAGAGAAGGGAUUGCUCGCGCCCGGCGGAACAGUCGUCGAGGGAACAGCCGGAAAUACCGGAAUUGGUCUCGCACACGUAUGCCGGUCGAAGGGCUAUAAAUUGGUCAUCUACAUGCCAAAUACCCAGUCCCAAGGGAAGAUAGAUCUUCUCCGACUACUGGGAGCAGAGGUCUACCCAGUCCCCGCCGUGGCAUUUGACAACCCGGAGAACUACAACCACCAAGCUAAGAUACACGCCGAGCGCCUAGAAAACGCUGUCUGGACGAACCAAUUCGACAAUGUCGCAAACAGGCGCGCCCACAUUGAGACGACCGGACCUGAGAUCUGGGCUCAAACUGGCGGGAAGAUUGACGCAUUUACUUGCUCUACGGGAACUGGAGGUACCUUAGCAGGAACUACCGCAUACCUAAAGGCUGUCUCAAAUGGCAAAGUCAAGUCUUUCUUGGCUGACCCACCAGGAAGUGUUUUGCACUCUUAUAUUGAGUCCGGAGGGCAACUCAAAGAACGCAGUGGCUCCAGUAUCACCGAGGGUAUCGGUCAGGGCCGUGUCACAGACAACCUGAGCCCUGAUAUCGAGUCGUUGGAUGGCUCCCUUAACAUUAGUGACGAGAAGAGCAUUGAGAUGGUUUACAGGUGCCUCGAUGAGGAGGGCCUCUAUCUGGGUGCAAGCUCAAGCUUGAAUGUCGUCGCUGCGAAGGAAGUAGCCGAGAAGCUCGGCAAGGGGCAUACCGUUGUAACAAUAUUGGCUGACGGCGCAUAUCGAUACGCCGAUCGCCUGUUUUCAAAGAAAUGGCUUGAGGAGAAGAAGCUCUUGGGCGCUAUACCCCAGCAUCUUGAAAAGUACAUAGUUCUUCCAUAA